Leishmania major strain Friedlin is the source of this 1794-nucleotide messenger RNA. RefSeq lists its product as hypothetical. The record is from RefSeq and is a predicted model, not a curated record. The transcript has a single exon. Bases 1 to 1794 code for a protein of 597 amino acids. Lineage: Eukaryota; Euglenozoa; Kinetoplastea; Trypanosomatida; Trypanosomatidae.
AUGCCUGCCAAGAAGAAGUCUUCCAAGGCAAACUCCUCAAAGGAGGUGCUGCCAGAGCCCGCGACGAUCAAGAGCGGGGCGAGCACCGUAUUCAUUGGCGGCUGGUCCUCGUACGACACGAUUGAGUCUGUGGGCCAGGCGAGUAGGUCUGUGAUCGCAGCUAACACGGACGCUGACGGCGUCGUUGCAGCGCCGCUGCCACGCACUAAUGUUCUUGUCCUCCCGACGGAGGAAGCUGACGACGACGCAGACAGCGGAGCGGCACAGGCUCCAUUGGUCGUGGAGGUAGCGGAUCAAUUCUUCGUCGAGGGUGUGUCUCGCCGUCAGUGUGCGCAGGCCCAGUCGCUGGUGAAGACCUGGGAGCCAGCACCCGCACAGCCGACAGAGGCUACGGCACCUAGCGAGCGACCCGUGGCCCCUGCACCGAAGGAGGAGUUGGUCAACCCGUACGCAGAUGCCUUGAGUGACCAACGGUACACGAAAGAGGUUUCAGUGGGAGCCAGCUAUGCCGCACGCGACGUUGUGAUUCGCGGCCCCUGCUCCAUCGAGGGUGUCGCCCCCAUCAUCGUCGUACCGCCGCAGCUUCCGGCAAAGCCGGACCUGGACGCAGUGACGCUGGACCCUCCCGCCGACAACGCCGCAGCCGCGGCAGGGGCGUCCACCAAGAAAAAAAUGGUCAAGAGCAAAAAGAAGUCAAAACCGAAGCUGACACCAGAGCAGGUGGAGGAGCUGGCGAGGAAGAAGGCGGAAUUGGAGGCGCAAUACAUGCAACAAACGGAGGAGGCGGUGCAGCGCGCGAAGCAGGAGUCCGACUACCUCAUGACGUUUGCCCAUCCCGACCGCUGGGCAAACGUGGUUGUCCGCCACAUGACGUUUGCCGGUCCUGUACAAGUACACCGCGCCCACGUCUCUUUCCAAAACUGCCGCUUCGUCGGCAUCACUAAAACCACCAUGUCGGAUCGGCCGCUGCUCCUCGUGAGCCAGUACUGCCGCGUGCAGUGCACCAAGUGCAGCUUCGAGGCACCGCAGCGCUGCGGCAUCUACGCGCUCCCGAGCGCGCAGGUGGAGGUGCGGAAGUGUCUCUUUACCGGCGUGACGCAGGAUAUCCUGUGGGCUGCGGCGCUGCCGGGUGUGUCGCCGCAGAACGCCGGCGCCGCCGCUUCCUUAGACGUGGACGGCGGUGACGAGGACAGCGCUGGCCAUGGCCGACCUCUCUCGCCGACAGACGCGGCUGACAACCACACCGCCAACCACAAGACUGCCGGCGUGCUUUCGUUUCCCGUCGCCCUUGGUGGCGAGCUCCAGGAAGCCGCGCGCGCGGCCCUCGCCGACCGUAGCGCAGCAGUCGGAAUCCUGUCAGACUGCGCCAAGCUGAUGGUUCACGGUUGCGACUUUCUGUGCCUCGGGGUCGGCGUGUACGUCAAGGGCAGCUAUACCGUCUACGUUUCUCACGACAAGGCAGCCCCGAAGACGCCCCAGCAGCUGACACCAGAGGCGUGCGACACAUCUUUGGACAGCAAUUCGUUUCACCACUUCGCAAACGCGGCGCUUCUGCUGGAUAGGUCGUCGCGGCUCGUGUCGAUUCGCCGUAGUUACGUCGAGGGGUCCGCCCACUAUGGACUGGAUUGCCAGGGCGGCGCGAGCUCAGUGCUCGUGCGACAAAACUACUUCGCGGCCGAUGCGACGGUGCGCAUUCGCGAAGGUGCCAAGGUGGCGAUGCUGCACAACGACUUCCAGAGCAUCCCACUAAAUGACAAUUCCUACGACAACCCGUGCCUGCAGCCCGUGUACUAG